GCGCGCCGUCACGAUGGGGGCGCGAGCAUGCGCAGAGAAUUCGGCGCGCGAAAGUGCUAACAGGAAGUGAGGGUAGCAAAGGGAAACGGCGGCUAGUUUGGGAUUUGAAUCAAACUAUUUCCACAAUCUGCAAACAUCUCCAUUAAUAUGGCAGACACAAAGGAGCAGGAGGAUCAUGAAACCUCUACAGAUAAUGUUGAUGACACUAACCACGACCCCCACUUUGAGCCCAUCGUGUCUCUUCCUGAGCAAGACGUGAAAACGUUAGAAGAGGACGAGGAGGAGCUUUUCAAAAUGCGGGCUAAGCUAUAUCGCUUUGCCUCUGAGAACGAUCCUCCGGAGUGGAAGGAGAGAGGAACCGGUGAUGUAAAGCUCCUGAAACACAAAGAGAAAGGCACAAUCCGCCUUUUAAUGAGGAGAGACCGGACUUUAAAGAUCUGUGCUAACCAUCACAUUAUACCCAUGAUGGAGUUGAAGCCCAAUGCUGGCAGUGACCGGGCAUGGGUGUGGAACACACUAGCAGAUUACGCAGAUGAAUGCCCCAAACCAGAACUUCUGGCCAUUCGCUUUUUAAACGCAGAAAACGCACAGAAGUUUAAGGUGAAGUUUGAUGAAUGCAAGGAAGAAGUCCGGAAAAAUCUGGAGAAAUCAGGCGACACCGACAACGCAAACAAGGUGGCAGAGAAGCUGGAGGAACUCUCUGUAAAAGACAAGAAAUCCGGGGACUCGAAGGAAGGUGACAAAAAGGAGACUGAUAAGAAAAAAGAGGAGGCCGUUAAGAACUGAAAUCCAAGAACUCGCUUUGCUGAUCUUCAACUUAUCAGUUUUCCUCUUUUUCUACAAUAAACUGUAAACGAACUAAAUUUGGA
Molecule: messenger RNA, 869 nt
Organism: Oryzias melastigma (Indian medaka)
Lineage: Eukaryota; Metazoa; Chordata; Actinopteri; Beloniformes; Adrianichthyidae
Gene: ranbp1
Product: RAN binding protein 1
Exons: 6
Coding region: 148-786 (212 amino acids)
Biological process (GO): nucleocytoplasmic transport; positive regulation of mitotic centrosome separation
Cellular component (GO): cytoplasm; centrosome; nuclear pore
Molecular function (GO): GTPase activator activity
Source: RefSeq, a predicted model, not a curated record